UCAAGAGACAAGCAAGCUCAAUGUCAUAGCAGUCACAGUCCUGCUGCAUAUGCCCACACACUGUCCAGAGCAACAUCCACACCCACUGAUGAUGGGCUGCAACUAAAUAACUGUGGCUGGAGGAGUUGCAACAACAUUAAGUGGAGGGCUGCCUGCUGCUGCAGUUCUUGAGUUGUUUUCCCACCACCGAAACAGGAAAUUCUUAUCAUGUUUUAAGAGACACCAAGGGAUACAGGACAUCUAUUUGGAGCCAACACGUCAAGGACCAAGAGACCACAGAUCCCAGAGGAUGAAAUUAAGCUGAAGAAGGAUAAAGAUCAAAACAGUGCCAAUUUUUCCAAUCCUAUAGAUAUUAUCCUAACCAACAGUGAGGCUAUGGAGGUAGAGGUCCAUUCUGCAGACCCUAAAGGAGUUGUGUUAGUUACUCCAGAUGCAGUAGACAAUCAAAACGUACUACUCUCUACAUCAACAAACCAGAAUGGACUUAAGGACAGACAUGAAUCAUUUGACAGUGAUGUUGCAAAAGAGAUAAGGUAUCUAGAUGAAGUCCUGGAAGCGAACUGUUGUGAUGGUACAACAGAUAACCCUUUUAAUGGAUCUCUUUCCCCUGCUGAAUCCGCAGCCUUUCCUACUACUAUAAUUGUUGAUGGCUCAGGUCCUUAUGUCAGUGUUACAAAUGAUGGUCCCACUCCUGAAAUGGAUAUAAUAACAGUGGACCGUAAGCCCCUGCCAGUUGUAGAAUUAAGUGGAUAUACAGAGAGUAUGGAACCAAUUAAAAUCAAUGGUUAUUCUAAAGAGGAAUUGAAAAAUGAUCACCCUGAUGUACUUACAUACCCAGCAAGCCCAGAUUCUUCAAACAGUUCACGAAGGUCAUCUAAGGAUGGCGAUAAUCUACCAAAGGUUAUUAAAAAGGAAGCAAAGUUUGAGCUUCGAGCAUUCCAUGAGGAAAAAAAGCCAUCCAAAUUAUUUGAAGAUCUGAAUGAGAAGGAACAUUUCAGGGUUAAGAAAGUGAGGCCCUCAGAAGAAGUCAUAGAACUAGAAAAGGAAAGACUUGAACUGAUCAAAAGUCAAGCUGUGAAAAAGAACCCCAGCAUUGCAACCAAGUGGUGGAACCCACCGCAAGAAAAAACUAUAGAAGAACAGCUAGAUUCUGAGAAUCUGGAAUCACAUCUGAGAUAUAAAGAGAGAAAACAAAAACAGCAGCCAGGAACAUCUGCACCAACUUUUAAAAGUAAUCCUCCAACAUUUGUACCUACAGAGGCAAUUUCUAUAAAUAAGGAAGACAUUGUUACUGAGCAAAUAGACUUUUCAGCUGCACGGAAACAGUUUUUGAGUAUGGAAAACACAAACCAGACAAAUAUCAAAGGACCACCAAAGAGAACAGUUGCAACCAAUCUGUUUUCAGUAAAGCCAUUCUAUAAAGUUAACCAAACCAGUAGACCUCAAUCAUCUGUCAUAGUGAGUAGUCCAUCAAGUGCAGGUGUUGAAAUGGUCAGACCCCAUGACAUUUCACUGGUGAAUGUUGAAAAGGACUGCACUUCUGAGGAGCAGUCAUCAGCAGAGCAGUCUAGGAAAAUAUCAGCAGAAGACCCUGACUUCGAAAGUGCCACCGCAACAUUUACAGUAGGGAAAGAUGAUGACAUCGAUAUUUCAGACCACUUUGUAAAAUCAGUGACUGUGUCUUCUCUACCAGAGGAGCUGGACUCAGGUUUAGAUGACCUGUCUGUUAAAUCUCAGGACACUACAGUCAUGGAAACACUUUCAAAUGAUUUUAGUAUGGACAAUAUCAGUGACAGCGGAGCAUCAAAUGAAACGAUUAAUACCCUACAUGACUAUUCACUGGGAGAAUUUUCACAACCCCAAACACCCCUUAAGGACACUCCUUCUGAGUACUCAGUGGAGGGGGUCUCCAAAUCAUUUAGUGAUCAAGGUUUUUAUUCUCCAUCCUCCAUGCUGAAUGACUCUGUUCUUUCAGAAGAUCAGUUAGAAUACCAAGCUGGUAUAUUUGUACAUAAUGUAAUUCAGCAAGCUCUUGCUGAAAAAGCUGGAUUGGCAAACUAUGGAAACCAAGAACAUUUAACAGAGAAGACUGAAGAAACCAAAGAGAAGCCGGAAGAACAAAAAGUGAUAGUAAGUGAUACGACAAGACCACUAAGCUCAGAGAGAAAGGAUGACACUUUCUUUGAGCCACCUCAGGUUUCCUCACCAGUGCAAGAGACCAGAGGAGUUACAGUGACACCAAAGAUUCCAGAGCAACCUGAAACCUGUCAAGCUAAAACUCUUGCACCUUUAUCUAUUCCAUCUGUAUUGGAUGAAGAUCCUAUCGAAGAAAAUAAGCAUGAAAGUUACUUCAGCAAGUACUCCCAAGCUGCUGAACUACGAAGCACUGCUUCCAUCUUGGCAACACAAGAAUCUGAGAUAACUGUUGGACCUUUUAAACUGAGAUCGAAGAAACAGAGAACACUAUCAAUGAUAGAAGAGGAGAUAAGAGCUGCAGAAGAAAGGGAACAGGAACUAAAAAAACAGAGACAGAGGCAAAGCUUACAAGGUCCACCAAGUCCGUCAAGCAGAAGUGUUCCUGUAGCAUCAACAAGAACGGCAUUCUAUAAAACAGCACCAGGUAAAAUAGAGAAAGUAAAAUCUCCAUCUUCACCAAAAGCUGAAAGUUUCCCUGAACAAAGUGAUUUCCAAUUAGAAGAUCCCACUGGAUCCCAACGCCCUAAAAAUCUCAUGCAAACACUUAUGGAAGAUUAUGAGAGCCAUAAAAGUAAGAGACGUGAUCGAAUGGAUGAUUCUAGUUACACCUGUAAAUUACAGGCUUACAGAGUUACUACUGAGGUCCUUGAGGCAGUCAGAGUAGGUCGCAGGAAGAGUGCGCUGGCAUUACGCUGGGAAGCAGGGAUAUAUGCCAAUCGCGAAGAGGAUGAAUAAGAACUUACAAAAUAAAGAAACCAAAACCAAAUCAUCUAACCACAUAUUUAUUGAAAAACAAUCAGCGUCUGCAAUCCAUAUAGAGAUAAUGAAGACCGCAUUUAUGAGAAAGACUAAAAAUAAAAUGGUUGAACUGAUGGGCACUGGCAGUAAUGUAAGGCUUGGACUCUCAGGAAAUGGAUAUGGAUCACUGACAGUAGGAAAGUAAGCUGACCCUACACAUUUGGGUUCAGCAAGGAUGAUGCUCCAAGCCAAACAUACCUUGCAAUUGCUUUUUUUUUUUUAUUUAAUUUUUUUUAAAUGCAGCUUCGAAUUGCUUUUUGAAAUCAUAUACCCUCCUCUCACCACAGCAUGUUGGGAGCACCACUACCCCAAUGAAGGAUCGCCUCUUCUGUGGGUCUGCUCUGCAAAAUCAUAUACAUACAGGGUACAACAAACAAUUUCUGCUCAGUCACCAUAUUUUAUUUAUCGGUGGCUUUCUGCAGUUCAUGUUAUGGGAAGUCACUUGGCUAAAUGGAACAAAAUUAACCUUAAACCAUACAUAUGUAUGUUUAUAUACAUUUUAGCAGAAAUGCUACAUAAUCAAGUUACUCCAUGAUGACGGGUUUUGUUUGGUCAUAUAAUGCUAAGCUAUCCUACAGAUAUAUGGGUUGAAAACAGUUCAUUUUUAAAGCACAACAUUAUCACAAACUGUGUGUGUGUUCACAUUUGUGGCUCUCAGGGAGGAAAGGGUUAUAAUUUUAUAUUUUUUAUUUAAACAAGUAUAGCUUUAAGAAAAGACACACUUCAUGUAUGUAUGUAUAUAUAUAUAUAUAUAUAUAUAUAUAUAUAUAUACACACAUAUAUAUAUAAAUAUAUUUACAUAUACAGUAUUUUGUUACACAGUGAUGAGACCAGUGUGUCUGCCCUUACACAUGCAAGCAAAGUUGCCCGUUUUCAUUGGACAGUUACCGAUCCAAUAUGAAGACGGCACUAGCACCUUUUUAGAGAAGCUUUUCACUAAAUCACAGCAAAGUAUUGUUAAUUUAAGUAACAAAUUCAUUAGUAUUAUAUAAAUAUUAGUAUUUAUCCAAACAUUUUGUAAAGAAUUGCCACUGAGACCGAUGAUAUUGAGGAUGUGAUUUGUGAUAGAUGUGCUUUAUUGAAAUACCACAGAAUGGUUUCAAGCACAUUUCAUGAGCUACAAUAUUCAUUUCAUGUAUCUGUGAAUAAAACCAAACAAACAGCUCCUUGAGGAUGAGUUUUUCUGAUAUCAGUGCAAUCAUAUAUAGUGUUAAUACAUGAGCCAUGGUAGACAUGGUUGCUAUCUCUCUGCAACCAGGGAUUUGUGCCACAUUUUGCAUCACUUUUUGGCUUAAAUCUUGAUAUAUUUAACAGACUUUCUUUGGCCAUGCCCCUUCCAUUAAACUAUGAAUUCUUUAUGAGCCACUUUUUAAAAGUGGCAAAUGGGGACACAAAUUAAGUAUGAUGUGCACCAUUAUUUUCAGCUUUAUUAUUACACAAAAUAACUGGCACCCCAAUGUUCACUAUUGAAAAACAUUUCAUAUUGGUCCACUAUUUACAGGUUUUUAGUAUUCAAUGUGACCCUCUAGUGCCACCUUUUGGAAAUAGCUUCUCCUUAAGCCAGUGCUUGACCCUUUAAAGAGCCUUGAAACAUGACUGGGAUUAUCAGCCAACCCAGAAUUUCCUCCAAAUGAAAGAGGGCCUGUAUAUAGACCGCAUUACUGAACAGAGUGUUGGCUAGAUGGUGAGAGGUCUUUGAUACGAGUCUGAGGGGUAAUGUGUUUUCUCAGGGAAAGCACCAAGCUUAUAUAGGGAGAUUUAUAGGCCAGGAAAGGCUUCCUGGGAAAAAAGUAUGCAAAGCACCUCUCCUCCAGAAAGUAAAAAGCUUAUCUCCAACAGGUGGCAUUAGAAAUAAAAUUUCUCCUGCUGGAUAAGGGCUACCAUACUUUUUCUCAGGUAGAAUAAGCCUAAAAAGAUUGGUGGUCUCCCGAAGGGAACAGCUUCUUUCACACUAUACAUUCAUCCGUUUUAAAGAUCCGUUAUAAUGUUCCGUUAUGAAACCCCUGAAAAUCGGCCAUUACAAAAUCUUAUUUGGCCAUUACAAAAUCCCAUUUUUUUACAUUAGCCGUUUUAACCCCUUAUAGCCUGUUAUUAAUA
Hyla sarda is the source of this 5091-nucleotide messenger RNA. RefSeq names its product A-kinase anchor protein 2-like. The coding region runs from base 376 to 2931 and encodes 851 amino acids. The transcript has 5 exons. NCBI's taxonomy places the organism in Eukaryota, Metazoa, Chordata, Amphibia, Anura, Hylidae. The record is from RefSeq and is a predicted model, not a curated record.